This is a messenger RNA of Panicum virgatum (switchgrass), 2964 nucleotides long. RefSeq names its product myosin-binding protein 1-like. NCBI's taxonomy places the organism in Eukaryota, Viridiplantae, Streptophyta, Magnoliopsida, Poales, Poaceae. Bases 614 to 2503 code for a protein of 629 amino acids. Gene Ontology annotation, molecular function: myosin binding. The record is from RefSeq and is a predicted model, not a curated record. The transcript is spliced from 3 exons.
ACCAUUUGAAUCUGAUUAACACGAAAUAGUUGUUUGGUCAAAAGGCAGUAGAAAUUACAAGCAGAUGAGAUGACCUAUAAAACGGCACCAGUAUUUUGUCUGUUGGUGUUUGGUAAUCCCAAAACGAGGGGCCGCGCUGAAACCUCUCGCCGGACGCUGUUAGGCAUGCGGGCAUUGGAGAGGGAAAACGCCGCGUUUGGGGGCCCCGGCCGCAAGGCAGGCAGACGCAUUCGGCUCCUCGUUUCUCUCUCCUCUCUUCGCCCCCGCGUGGAGGGGGAGAGAGACAGGGGAUCGGAGCGCCCCGGCCUCCUCUUUCCUGCCAAGAAGCCACACGGAUUUCCCCCCGAUCUUCUCAAGGAUUUCCCACGCAUUUCAUCGCCCUUUUUGGUGGAACUGAUUGAUUCUCCGGCGAGGUUCUCCCCCCAGGCCUGUGGUUGUUGCAGCAUCGGCGCCUGCCCCUGGUAGGUCUGUAUAGAGAUCAAAGUUUCUUCAGCAGAAUUGAGGCAUUGGCCUGACAAAGAUCCAGUGUUUUCCUCCCCACCAACGCUGCGUGAUUCAUCGAGGAAGCACCGUCACCUGUAUGUGAAAUUUUCAUGUACAUUGAUCAUCAGACAUGUCUGCGAAAACCGGCUCAGGGUCAGAGGACUGCUUCUGGCACCGGUUCUGGCCCAUGCUGUCAUACGCUUGCGGCGAGCUUUGUGUGAUCAUACUGCUGUAUGUGGCGGCUCUGGCAUCAUACGCCGCGACAAGGCUGGCGCGCAUCUGCGGGCUCAAGGUGCCAUGCAUCUUCUGCACGAGGCUGGACCAUGCCCUCCAUGGCAAGGCAUGGUUCUCUGUGGAUUGGGUUUGCGCCGCGCAUCGCUCGGAAGUCUCAUCUUUGGCUUACUGCAAGAGCCACGACCAGCUUGCACGCUCUGAUGAUCUCUGCAAAACAUGCCUCCUUGCAUGCUCUAGCUCCAGAUCGAGGUCAAGAGGGUUGUGUUCUUGCUGCUCGGAGCUGUUCAAGAAUACCCACAAUGCUCAGAAGCAUUCCGAAGCUGCCAAAGCUGUGGAGUCUUGGGAUAAUGUAUCUCGUUUGGAGAAGACUAAUCCUAGGAGCCAUGUUUAUGCAAGUGACAGCACUGUUGCUAUGACACCCAGGGUUGUGCCUGAACAAGUCCCUGCAGAUCAUCCAAAAGAGAAGGCUUUUGUCGUGGGUAUUGAGGAACACCAUGAAUCAGAUGGACAGUCUAGAAAGGACAGCGGUCCUUCUGCACAUGCUGGGACAGCAAAGCCAGCAACAUAUAGGUCUGCUGCACCAACAUGCAUUGCUGUCGACCGCAACACCAGUGUAAAAAAUGUGCUCGCGUCUAGGGUCAACUUGACAUCUCCUCGGCCAUCAGAAAUCAUCUCUGCCAGGGACAGCAAUUCAACAACUCAGCAAGAAGUGAAGGCACUCCUUUCCCAGAUGUCUUCUGUUAGGGGCCUUGACAGUUCUUCGAGUGAAGGCACUCCUAGGCCUGGUAUCAAUGUUCAGACUGAAGAAAGCAAUCCUACGAGCAAGAAGCCAUCUCUUGAGAGUAAUUAUUCUGUGCUGGAACCUUCAGACGGGAGCCUCACUGAUGAUAUCGAAGGGGAAAGUUCUCUUGAGAAUGUAAAGAAGCAACUCGAGCUCAACAAGAAGUCAAUGGCUGCUCUUUACAAAGAGCUUGAGGAGGAACGGAGCGCUUCAGCAGUUGCGGCUAGCCAGACGAUGGCCAUGAUCAAUAGAUUGCAGGAGGAAAAGGCUGCAAUGCAGAUGGAAGCACUGCAAUACCUGAGGAUGAUGGAACAGCAAGCUGACCAUGACCACGAAGCAAUACAGAAUCUACAUGAUUUGCUUACAGAGAGGGAGAAAGAAUUACUCGACAUGGAUGCUGAACUUGCAAACUGCCGGAGGCUCCUAGAGAGCGAACCAUUCAAUGGUGCACGAAUUGACGCCACUGACACAAUAGGUGACAGGAAUCUAGCAUCUGAAUUCAUGAAUGGCCUGGAUUUUGUGAGGAGCACCAUGUCAUGUUUCGAAGAUGAAAAGGCAUAUAUUUUAGAAUCCUUGGGCAGAUUGGAGGAAAAUCUCGGCAUUUCCACAAACAGACUUGCUUCUGAUGAUGCCAAAAUCAGUCGAGAGGACAUACUGUUUGAAGAUCAUACAAGAGCUGAUGGCCGGUACAGGGAGAAUUCUCUGUUGGAUGAACACAUGAGUGGCGAAUCAACUUCAGAUCAGCAACAUGGAGGACAUGAAAUGGUCAAGGACAACAAGGAUACUAAAUGUUCAUGUUCUCCUUCACACAAUGACAAUAUGGGUGGUGUAGCAAGUCUUAAGAAUGAAAUUUCGCUGUUGAAUACAAGACUGAUGGCACUUGAAGUUGAUCAGGAGUUUCUCAAGCAGGUAUUGAGUUCCCUCCAAUGUGGCAGUGAUGGGCUGCGGUGUAUACAGGAGAUAACCAGCCAUUUAGCAGAGCUGCGAAGAGUUGCAAUUCAGUGAAGAAAAUGGUUGCAUUGAGUUCACACUAUUUGGUCAUGAGAUCUUCUCUUGCAGAGAUGUACAGGCUAAGAAUGGUGUUUCCAGUGAAAGCCUAUGAUGCUAUCCAUCAUAAAUCAUAGACCUGAAGGAGCACCAAUGUUCUCUGUUUGGAUCUGGCUCAAUGUGGGAUAGAAGGCAUACCUGACCAAAAUUUUACAUCUCUUGCACUUGACUCGAGUUUUCCGAAAGACCUAACUGGACCAUUGUUGCAGAUUACUGAAACAGAUCAAACAUCUCUUGUAUGUGAUACGGUGGUUGUUUGGACUAAGGAGCAUUGGAGCAAGUCUGUCACAUGUAUGUAACCAACCUUGAUGUUCUUGCAAAAAGGAGUCAAAUUGUACAUGAUAAAAUGCAGUUCUUGUAAAAUCAGUGAAUAUGCCCUUAUCCUGGGAUGCAAAGUAGUAUCACGUAAUGCCCAUCCA